Molecule: messenger RNA, 1140 nt
Organism: Aureobasidium musti
Lineage: Eukaryota; Fungi; Ascomycota; Dothideomycetes; Dothideales; Saccotheciaceae
Source: the annotation of a GenBank genome assembly
AUGCAAGGCACUGCGCUAGAAGUGCACGAUGAGCUGGUGCGAGAGAUGAUGCGUGUACUCGGUGACGAGGUGAUAAGCAGGGGUCAACGGUCGCUUGAACUUGUCCAGGCACUGCUUAUCACGGCUUUCUGGAACAAGUCUACUCGCAAGGAUCAGCAAGCUAGUUGUUACCAGGUUGUGCAGCUUGCUGUAGACAUGGGAGUUGACCUUGGUAUUGCCGGGUCUUCAUGGCAACCUUCACCUGCGGCAUAUUUCGCCCGGGUCGAAGAUACAACAUCACCAGAAGCUCGGCGUACUUGGCUUGCUUGUUACAUUGCACUCUCAACAUCGUCGAUUGACAUGCGCCGGCCCAACACAGUACCUUGGGACCAUCAUCACGAAGAAUGUCUCCUUUACUUGGAACAAGCAGGUGAAACAUCCGAUCUUCUGCUUUGUCAGAUCGUCCGGAUUACCCGAUUGGUGCAAGAGAUCUCAAGCCAACUACACCUGUUCCAUCUUGCUACUUAUGUGGACGGAAAUGACUACGACACUCAUCUCACCAUCAGACGUCUCAAGUCUGAGGUCGAUAUAUGGACAGCUCAGAUACCACAUUUCCUUGCGACUUCACAGAUACUGAAAGUGUUGCGCCAUGUUGCAAUGGUUCGGUUGUAUGAGGUUGUGCUGCAUACUCGAACGAACAGAUCAUCGUUCGCUGCACCGUUCAUCCCAGGUCGCAUAUCCGUCAAAGACUUUCCCGCACCAGACCACAUAAUACCACCGCUCAGGACGGCUCUCGAAGCACUGGUUGGUCACUGUCACGCUGUAGUCGACACUGCCACGAACAUGGAUCCUGCUCUUGUUCUCGCUCUGCCGACAUUUUCCUUUGCCCCAACCGUCCUGUACUCUCUUUAUGUUCUGAUUACUGCAUUGGCAGCAUCUACAGGUCCAGGAAACACCUACGGGCAGUGUCUGGCCAAGGAUUGCUUCAAGAUCGAGCAGUGUACUUUGAAGUUGAGGAUGUUGACAUCGGGAAUGAAGUUGCUUGAUCCUACGAUGAGCUGUUGGACAACCAGAUUUUUCGACGCGACUGGAUGGCUGGAAGAAUGGUACAACGACUACGCCACUAUCAUUCAACGAUACGAAACUUUCCUAGUCAUAUAG